Molecule: messenger RNA, 5049 nt
Organism: Camelus dromedarius (Arabian camel)
Lineage: Eukaryota; Metazoa; Chordata; Mammalia; Artiodactyla; Camelidae
Gene: PAPPA
Product: pappalysin 1
Exons: 22
Coding region: 1-4890 (1629 amino acids)
Biological process (GO): proteolysis; cell surface receptor signaling pathway
Molecular function (GO): metalloendopeptidase activity
Source: RefSeq, a predicted model, not a curated record
AUGCGGCUCUGGAGUUGGGUGCUGCGCCUGGGGCUGCUGAGCGCCGCGCUGGGCUGCGGGCUGGCCGAGCGCCCCCGCCGGGCCCGGAGAGACCCGCGGGCCGUCCGCCCCCCGCGCCCCGCCGCCGGCCCGGCCACCUGCGCCACCCGGGCGGCCCGCGGCCGCCGCGCCUCGCCGCCGCCGCCGCCGCCGCCGCCGCCGGGCGGUGCCUGGGAAGCCGUGCGCGUCCCCCGGCGGCGGCAGCAGCGGGAGGCGAGGGGCGCCGCGGAGGAGCCGAGCCCGCCGAGCCGGGCGCUCUAUUUCAGCGGGCGAGGCGAGCAGCUGCGCCUGCGGGCCGACCUCGAGCUGCCCCGGGACGCGUUCACGCUGCAAGUGUGGCUGCGAGCGGAGGGGGGACAGAAGUCUCCGGCGGUGAUCACAGGGCUAUAUGACAAAUGUUCUUAUGCCUCACGUGACCGAGGAUGGGUCGUGGGCAUUCACACCGUCAGUGACCAAGGCAACAGAGACCCACGCUACUUUUUCUCCUUGAAGACAGACCGGGCCCGGCAAGUGACCACCAUCAAUGCCCACCACAGCUACCUUCCAGGCCAGUGGGUCUACCUGGCUGCCACCUACGAUGGACGUCUGAUGAAGCUCUAUGUGAAUGGCGCCCAGGUGGCAACCUCUGGGGAGCAGGUGGGUGGCAUUUUCAGCCCACUGACGGAGAAGUGUAAAGUCCUCAUGCUGGGAGGCAGCACCCUGAAUCACAACUACCGGGGCUACAUGGAGCGCUUCAGCCUGUGGAAGGUGGCCAGGACGCAGCGGGAGGUCCUGAUGGACAUGGAAACCCACGGCCUGCACACUCCUCUACCUCAGCUCCUCCUCCAGGAGAACUGGGAGGAUGUGAAACGCGCCUGGUCCCCCAUGAAGAACGGGAGCAGCCCCCGCGUGGAGCUCAGCAGCGCCCCCGGCUUCCUGCUGGACACAAGUUUGGAGCCUCCGCUGUGCGGGCAGACGUUGUGUGACAACGCCAAGGUCAUCGCCAGCUACAACCAGCUCCCGCGGUUCCGCAGGCCCAAAGUGGUGCGCUACCGCGUGGUCAACCUUCGCGACGACGGCGGCGAGAACCCCACCGUCAGCCGCCAGCAGAUCGACUUCCAGCACCGGCAGCUGGCCGAGGCCUUCAAGCACUACAACAUCUCCUGGGAGCUGGAGGUGCUCGAGGUGAGCAACUCGUCCCUGCGCCACCGCCUCAUCCUGGCCAACUGCGACAUCAGCAAGAUCGGGGACGAGAACUGCGACCCGGAGUGCAACCACACGCUGACCGGCCACGACGGCGGGGACUGCCGCCACCUGCGCUACCCCGCCUUCAUGAAGAAGCAGCAGAACGGGGUGUGCGACCUGGACUGCAAUUACGAGCGGUUCAACUUCGACGGCGGGGAGUGCUGCGACCCCGACAUCACUGACGUCACCAAGACCUGCUUCGAUCCCGACUCUCCCCACAGAGCAUACUUGGAUGUUAAUGAGCUGAAGAACAUUCUUAGAUUGGAUGGAUCAACACACCUCAAUAUCUUCUUUGCAAACUCUUCGGAGGAAGAAUUGGCGGGAGUAGCAACUUGGCCGUGGGACAAGGAGGCCCUAAUGCACUUAGGUGGCAUCGUUUUGAAUCCCUCUUUCUACGGCACUCCUGGGCACACCCACACCAUGAUCCACGAGAUUGGGCACAGCCUGGGCCUCUACCACAUCUUCCGAGGCAUCUCGGAAAUCCAGUCUUGCAGUGACCCCUGCAUGGAGACAGAGCCCUCCUUUGAGACUGGAGACCUCUGCAGCGACACCAACCCAGCCCCAAAACACAAGUUCUGCGGCGACCCGGGGCCAGGGAACGACACCUGUGGCUUUAAUAGCUUCUUCAACACUCCUUUCAACAACUUCAUGAGCUACGCAGAUGACGACUGCACGGACUCCUUCACGCCCAAUCAAGUCGCCAGAAUGCACUGUUACCUGGACCUGGUGUACCAGAGCUGGCAGCCCUCCAGGAAGCCGGCGCCUGUCGCCCUCGCCCCCCAGGUCAUGGGCCACACGACCGACUCCGUGACGCUGGAGUGGUUCCCGCCCAUCGAUGGCCACUUCUUUGAAAGAGAAUUGGGAUCAGCAUGUGACCUUUGCCUGGAGGGGAGAAUCCUGGUGCAGUUUGCCUUCAAUGCCUCCUCCCCGAUGCCCUGUGGCCCAUCGGGACACUGGAGUCCUCGCGAAGCAGAAGGUCAUCCAGAUGUCGAACAGCCCUGUAAGUCCAGUGUCCGCACCUGGAGCCCAAAUUCAGCUGUCAACCCACACACAGUGCCCCCAGCCUGCCCUGAGCCUCAAGGCUGCUACCUUGAACUGGAAUUCCGCUACCCCUUGGUCCCUGAGUCUUUGACCAUCUGGGUGACCUUUGUCUCCACUGACUGGGACUCUAGUGGAGCUGUCAAUGACAUCAAAUUGUUGACUGUCAGUGGGAAGAACAUCUCCCUGGGCCCUCAGAACGUCUUCUGCGACGUCCCACUGACCAUCAGACUGCGGGAUGUGGGCGAGGAAGUGUAUGGCCUCCAGAUCUACACAUUGGAUGAGCACCUGGAGAUCGAUGCCGCCAUGUUGACCUCCGUUGCAGACAGCCCGCUCUGCCUGGCGUGUAAGCCCCUGCAGUACAAGGUGGUUCGGGAUCCUCCUCUCCAGGCGGAUGUGGCCUCCAUCCUAUACUUCAGUAGAAGAUUCACAGACAUGGAUCUAAACCUUGGCAGUGUGUACCAGUACUGGGUCAUCACUAUUUCAGGAAAUGAGGAGAGUGAGCCGUCACCGGCUGCCGUAUACAUCCAUGGAAGCGGGUACUGCGGCGAUGGCAUCAUCCAGAAAAGCCAAGGUGAAGAAUGCGAUGACAUGAAUAAGGUCAGUGGGGACGGCUGCUCCCUUUUCUGCCGAAGGGAAGUGUCCUUCAAUUGCAUCGAUGAACCCAGCCGGUGCUAUUUCCAUGAUGGUGAUGGGGUAUGUGAGGAGUUUGAACAAAAAACCAGCAUCAAGGACUGUGGUGUCUACACGCCCCAGGGGUUCCUGGAUCAGUGGGCAUCCAAUGCUUCCGUAUCGCAUCAAGACCAGCAGUGCCCAGGCUGGGUCAUCAUCGGCCAACCAGCAGCAUCCCAGGUGUGUCGGACCAAGGUGAUAGAUCUCAGCGAAGGCAUCUCCCAGCACGCCUGGUACCCCUGUACCAUCAGCUACCCGUACUCCCAGCUGGCUCAGACCACUUUCUGGCUCCGGGCGUACUUUUCUCAGCCGAUGGUUGCUGCCGCUGUCAUUGUCCACCUGGUGACCGAUGGGACCUAUUACGGGGACCAAAAACAGGAAACAAUCAGCGUCCAGUUGUUUGAUACCAAAGACCAGAGCCACGAUCUAGGCCUCCAUGUCCUGAGCUGCAGGAACAAUCCCCUGAUUAUCCCUGUGGUCCAUGACCUCAGCCAGCCCUUCUACCACAGCCAGGCGGUCCGUGUGAGCUUCAGUUCACCCUUGGUCGCCAUCUCGGGGGUGGCCCUCCGCUCCUUCGACAACUUUGACCCCGUCACCCUGAGCAGCUGCCAGAGAGGGGAGACCUACAGCUCUGCCGAGCAGAGCUGUGUGCACUUUGCAUGUGAGGCCGCUGACUGCCCGAAGCUGGCCGUGGAGAAUGCUUCUCUCAACUGCUCCAGCAGUGACCACUACCACGGCGCCCAAUGCACUGUGCGCUGCUGGACAGGCUACGUGCUCCAGAUACAGCGGGAUGACGAGCUGAUCAAGAGCCAGACAGGACCCAGUGUUACAGUCACCUGCACGGAAGGCAAGUGGAACAAGCAGGUGGCAUGUGAGCCGGUGGACUGUGGCGUCCCGGACCAGCACCACGUCUACGCUGCCUCGUUCUCCUGCCUCGAGGGCACCACCUUUGGCAGCAAAUGCUCGUUCCAGUGCCGUCACCCGGCGCAGUUGAAAGGCAGCAGCAGCCUCCUGACCUGUAUGGAGGACGGGCUGUGGUCCUUCCCGGAGGCCCUGUGCGAGCUCAUGUGCCUGGCUCCACCCCCGGUGCCCAACGCGGACCUCCAGACGGCCCGGUGCCGAGAGAACAAGCACAAGGUGGGCUCUUUCUGCAAGUACAAGUGCAAACCUGGAUACCACGUGCCCGGCUCCUCCCGGAAGUCAAAGAAACGAGCCUUCAAGACCCAGUGUACCCAAGAUGGCAGCUGGCAGGAGGGAGCUUGCGUUCCCGUGACAUGUGACCCUCCCCCCGCCAAAUUCCACGGGCUCUACCAGUGCACCGACGGCUUCCAGUUCAACAGCGAGUGUCGGAUCAAGUGUGAAGACAGCGAUGCCGCCCAGGGUCCCGGGAGCAAUGUCAUCCACUGCCGGAAGGACGGCACCUGGAACGGGUCCUUCCACAUCUGCCAGGAGAUGCAAGGCCAGUGCUCGGCCCCGGGCCAGCUCAACAGCAACCUCAAGCUGCAGUGCCCCGAAGGCUACGCCAUAGGGUCGGAAUGUGCCACCUCGUGCCUGGACCACAACAGCGAGUCUAUCAUCCUGCCAGUGAACAUGACCGUACGUGACAUCCCCCACUGGCUGAACCCCACACGAGUGGAGAGAGUCGUCUGCACGGCCGGUCUCAAGUGGUACCCUCACCCGGCGCUGAUCCACUGUAUCAAAGGCUGUGAGCCCUUCAUGGGAGACAAUUACUGUGAUGCCAUCAACAACCGAGCCUUCUGCAACUACGAUGGUGGGGAUUGCUGCGCGUCUUCGGUGAAGACCAAAAAGGUCACCCCCUUCCCUAUGUCUUGUGACAUACAAGGUGACUGUGCUUGUCGGGACCCGCAGGCCCAAGAACACAGCCGGAAAGACCUCCGGGGAUACAGCCAUGGCUAAGGAAGGACAAGGAGUUGUCAAAGAAUUCCCAGCGCCAGGUCCCGCAUCCCUUUGGUAUUGAUUUCACAGUCAGCUGCUCAACGGAAUGGCCUCUCCACACCAGGGACCCUUAGCACCCGACCGGUCUGCCUUUAAUUUCACCCAGGAAGGACUUGCAGU